Messenger RNA from Anopheles coustani, 1363 nucleotides. It is a transcript of the gene eEF5, whose product is annotated as eukaryotic translation initiation factor 5A. Gene Ontology annotation, molecular function: translation elongation factor activity; RNA binding; ribosome binding. The coding region runs from base 358 to 840 and encodes 160 amino acids. Gene Ontology annotation, biological process: positive regulation of translational termination; positive regulation of translational elongation. The transcript is spliced from 4 exons. The record is from RefSeq and is a predicted model, not a curated record. Lineage: Eukaryota; Metazoa; Arthropoda; Insecta; Diptera; Culicidae.
AACGUGCCGUCCCUUUCACGCAUCGCGAUGUGUUUCCGCAACUAAAAAACGCCAUUCUUGCGAUCUUCUUUUGUCCGUGACCAUUUUGAUCACACAUCAUAAGCAAGAUCUUUAAAAGAUCCAGCAGAUACACCUUGCAUAUACAACUGCAUUGUUUGUAUAUCGACUUCAUCUGGAGGGGAUCGUAGGAUCUUUGCCUAUUGUCGUGUGUAUACAACUGUCGCCUUCGGAGCCAGUACGCCAAGGGAUCGCGCCUGAACUUUGUUGAAAGUUUCGAUUUGGUUUUUUGCCCCCGUCGGAGCACGUUAACACCACACAUCUUCCCCAACAAAAAAAAACCACCAAACUUCAUCAAACAUGGCUGAAAUGGAGGAUACUCACUUCGAGGCCGCCGAUUCUGGCGCAUCCCAGACGUUCCCGAUGCAGUGCUCCGCGUUGCGCAAAAAUGGUCAUGUAAUGCUGAAGGGACGUCCCUGCAAGAUCGUCGAAAUGUCUACCUCUAAGACCGGCAAGCACGGACACGCCAAGGUACACAUGGUCGGUAUCGACAUCUUCACCGGCAAAAAGUAUGAAGAUAUUUGCCCCUCAACCCAUAACAUGGACGUUCCCAAUGUCAAGCGUGAAGACUAUCAGCUGACUGACAUCGACGAUGGCUUCUUAGUUCUAAUGGGUGACAACGGUGACCUGCGUGAAGAUUUGAAGAUUCCGGAUGGCGAUUUGGGCAUACAGUUGCGCUCCGAGUUUGAUUCCGGCAAAGAGAUUGUCUGUACCGUGUUGAAAUCCUGUGGCGAGGAAACUGUGAUUGCCAUCAAAAACAACACCUCAGGUGAUAAAAACUAAUACUUUGCCCGUUGCCUACAACUAUCCAUACAAGAGAGAACCACAGAUGUAAGCUAUCAGCAACAGUAGAAGAAACAGAAGCAGGAGCAGCAGCAGCAGCAGCAGCAGCAGCCGCAACAGCAACAGCAGCAGAGACAACACACAAUACUUUACUGCACAGUAAACGUCGUCACCACUCCAUCAUUGGCAACAGCAAGAACCAUCUCCGCGAUUUAAAGAAUAACAUCUUGGAAGAGUAUGUGAAAAAGGAUCAUGAGAUAGCAACGAUAAUAAGCACCGUUGAAAAUAUAAUAUCUACCACACAAAAGGGGAGACUGGAAACAAGUAUUUCAUUGAUAUCGCCUAAUUGAAAAAUCAAAGAAAAGCCAACACAUUCACAAUAACAUAAAAAGAAGAGGGAACACGUUUUGGAGAGCUUCCGGAUGGAUGAGCGGUGAACGGUGCUGGACAAACCGAAACCAUUAUUGCAUUUUUUUUAUUACAGCUAGUGCAGGAAUUAGAGAUGCAACAACUUAUGAACAAA